AUGGCCGGCACGAUGCAAUACACUGCCGCCCAAAUCUACUGGAUCCUGCUGCAGUGGUUCGUGCACCAUAGCCGACAGAUCGACGUCGUAGGCCCGAGAUUUGAGGCUAUAUGGGGCCGACCACUUGCCAUGAACCAACUAAGAUAUGUCGUGACCAAGUAUGGAAAGGAUCCUGAGUAUGGGUGCCCUGCUCUCACACAAACCCGGCCUCACCCGAAGGCUGACAGUGGCAGCGAGCUGGAAGUCGAGCAGAUAGAGCUGGAGCGGCAGCAGCGGGUCUUGUGGGAUCUGCAGCAGAGGCUGCAACCACAAAUCUGGCAAGCGCCGCCGCAGCCGCUCCAAGCUCACGGGAUGCAACCGCCACAGCAUCCCACCUACCAGUUUCCCGCAUUCGGUCAUCAGACCAACAACCCCGUUCCCAUGCCGCACGCACCGCUCGACCAGCCCAUGCUCCAGAAUUCGGGGCUUAUUACCUACCCGGAGCCCGUCGUCGGCGGCACACCAGUCUGGACGGCCAACCCGAACCCGGGCCAACCCCCCCGCGAGAGUUUUCCCCAGCAAGUGCCGAACGGAGUCAACCCCGGUCCGGAACCCAAGCCCGAGGCGUGGGUUCCCAACUGGGGUGACAAUCAGACACCGCACUUGCCGGAGACGGGUCCCGCGGUGAUGGGAGAGCCCCAGGCCGUCCAAAGCGCUGGCGCCCACGCCGACGACGAGGAUCUUUACGGAGGUCCCGAAACAGAAGGCGUGGUCGAGCAGGUCGCGGCCGCGGAACCGGAAGCAACCGAGCAAGAAGCAGGAACGCUGCGCAAGGAGACCAGCGAGGAGCCAGCACCCCCCUCAACACCCGCACCGGUAGAGCCACCGCAGGAAAACACAGUGGCUGCUACAGAGGGGGGCGGCAAUUUCGUGAGUCCAGUGCAGGCGUUCCUCAACGGCGCCACCGACGAGUUCCUCACGGACUGCCCGGAGUUCGACUUCGACUUCCUCAACACCGCGGUUGAGGAGUCUGCGGUCGAGCACUCGGGUGAGUCCCAGGUGCCCGAGGAGCCGGACGGUGCGCCGGACGAUUUCAGCUUUGAGAAGUUUCUAAGAGAUCACGGCCAAGAUGGUGAAUGGUACGGCCCAUUUCCGACGUCGCCGACGGACCUGAACGAAGACCCCCCACCGAGCGAGGAGGGAGUCUAA
This is a messenger RNA of Cordyceps fumosorosea ARSEF 2679, 1188 nucleotides long. RefSeq lists its product as hypothetical. The coding region runs from base 1 to 1188 and encodes 395 amino acids. The record is from RefSeq and is a predicted model, not a curated record. The transcript is spliced from 4 exons. Lineage: Eukaryota; Fungi; Ascomycota; Sordariomycetes; Hypocreales; Cordycipitaceae.